Messenger RNA from Plutella xylostella (diamondback moth), 6927 nucleotides. It is a transcript of the gene zip, whose product is annotated as myosin heavy chain 10. Lineage: Eukaryota; Metazoa; Arthropoda; Insecta; Lepidoptera; Plutellidae. Gene Ontology annotation, cellular component: cytoplasm; myosin filament; myosin II complex. Gene Ontology annotation, molecular function: microfilament motor activity; ATP binding; actin filament binding. The record is from RefSeq and is a predicted model, not a curated record.
AACAAAAAGAAAAGAGUCGUUAGCUCAUGUGAAGAUUUUACGUAUUUUUUAAGUUAUAUCGCAUUUAAAAACUUAUGGUGCAGUGAAUUUGUCAAUUUUGCCCCCUAUUUAUAAGCUUGUACAGUUUAUUUAUAUAUUUGAACAGAAGUUUUGAAGUUGUUUGCUACUCAGGCAAUCUGAUCGUCGGGCGUCGACCGGUCCUCCCUCCUCGUCUACCCGCCCGUAACCGCCGUCGCCGCGGCCUGUCAGUCGUUGUCGUCAUUUUGUGUGCAACAGUGCCGUGCAAGUCACGGCUACGCGAGGGAAAAAACAAAUCGACUUGCGGGGUGCGCCUGCAUUCUAUGCAACGUUGCCAGUAGUGUUGUGAGCUGAAGUGUCGGUCGGCGCGACCGUUUAAUGUGGUAUACAGUGCCGGUGUUAGGUUAUCGUGAGUCGCGGCGCGCGGCGUGAUCGGCGCGAUGGUUGACAUGGAUAGGAACGACCCGGAGCUGCGGUACCUGUCGGUGGACCGCAACAGUUUCAACGACCCGGCCACGCAGGCGGAAUGGACGCAGAAGCGGCUGGUGUGGGUGCCCCACGAGACGCAGGGCUUCGUGGCGGCCGGCAUCAAGGGCGACCGCGGGGACGAGGUCGAGGUGGAGAUCGCCGAGUCCGGCAAGCUCAUGCUGGUCCAGAUAGAUGACAUACAGAAGAUGAACCCGCCCAAGUUCGACAAGGUGGAGGACAUGGCCGAGCUCACCUGCCUCAACGAGGCCUCCGUGCUGCACAACAUCAAGGACAGAUACUACUCCGGACUCAUCUAUACAUACUCGGGCCUUUUCUGCGUGGUGGUGAACCCUUACAAGAAGCUGCCGAUCUACACGGAGAAGAUCAUGGAGCGGUACAAGGGCAUCAAGAGACAUGAGGUGCCUCCGCACGUGUUCGCCAUCACGGAUACUGCCUACCGCUCUAUGCUGCAAGACCGCGAGGACCAGUCGAUCCUCUGCACAGGAGAGUCCGGCGCCGGCAAGACGGAGAACACCAAGAAGGUGAUCCAGUACCUCGCGUACGUCGCCGCCUCCAAGCCCAAGGGAUCUGCGGGUCCCACACCGGCGCUGAUCAUAGGUGAAUUGGAACAGCAACUGCUGCAAGCCAACCCCAUCUUGGAAGCCUUCGGUAACGCAAAAACCGUCAAAAACGACAACUCAUCCCGAUUUGGUAAAUUCAUCCGCAUAAACUUCGACGCGUCCGGCUACAUAGCUGGCGCGAACAUCGAGACGUACCUGCUGGAGAAGUCUCGAGCCAUCAGACAGGCCAAGGACGAGCGGACCUUCCACAUCUUCUACCAGCUCCUGGCCGGCGCCACGCCCGAGCAGAAGGCCGAGUACAUUAUAGAGGAUGCUAAGAGCUACCCGUUCCUGUCGAGUGGGGCUGUGCCGGUGCCAGGUAUCGACGACGUGGCCGAGUUCCAGGCCACCAUCAAGUCCAUGAACAUAAUGGGCAUGAACAUCGAGGACUUCAACUCGAUCUUCCGCAUCGUGUCGGCCGUGCUGCUGUUCGGCUCCAUGCAGUUCAAGCAGGAGCGCAACUCGGACCAGGCCACGCUGCCCGAUAACACUGUUGCACAGAAGAUUGCGCACUUGUUGGGUCUCUCAGUAACCGAAAUGACGAAGGCCUUCCUCAAGCCGCGCAUCAAGGUCGGACGAGACUUCGUGACGAAAGCCCAGACCAAGGAACAGGUGGAAUUCUCCGCCGAAGCCAUCGGCAAGGCUUGCUACGAGCGCCUAUUCCGCUGGCUGGUCAACCGCAUCAACCGCUCUCUCGACCGCACCAAGAGGCAAGGAGCCUCGUUCAUUGGCAUCCUCGAUAUGGCAGGGUUCGAGAUCUUCGAACUGAACUCCUUCGAACAACUCUGCAUCAACUACACGAACGAAAAGCUGCAGCAACUGUUCAACCACACCAUGUUUAUACUCGAACAGGAGGAGUAUCAGAGGGAGGGUAUCGAGUGGAAGUUUAUUGAUUUCGGACUGGAUCUGCAGCCGACAAUCGACCUCAUUGACAAGCCCAUGGGUAUCAUGGCUUUGUUGGAUGAGGAGUGCUGGUUCCCCAAAGCUACAGACAAAACCUUUGUGGAAAAGCUGGUGUCCGCCCAUUCUGUUCACCCUAAGUUUAUGAAGACAGACUUCCGUGGCGCGUCCGACUUCGCCAUCAUUCACUACGCGGGUAAAGUGGAUUACUCAGCUGCUCAGUGGUUGAUGAAGAACAUGGACCCUCUGAACGAAAACGUGGUUUCGUUGCUCCAGUCCUCUCAGGAUCCCUUCGUGUGCCACAUCUGGAAGGACGCCGAGAUCGUGGGCAUGGCGCAGCAAGCCAUGACCGACACGCAGUUCGGAGCGAGAACCCGCAAGGGAAUGUUCAGAACCGUCUCCCAACUAUACAAGGAGCAACUGACCAAGCUGAUGGCAACUCUACGCAAUACCAACCCCAACUUCGUCAGAUGUAUCAUUCCUAACCACGAGAAGCGAGCGGGGAAAAUCGAAGCGCCAUUAGUGUUGGACCAGCUCCGUUGCAAUGGUGUGCUUGAGGGCAUCCGUAUUUGCAGACAAGGGUUCCCCAACAGGAUACCCUUCCAAGAGUUCAGACAGCGAUACGAGCUCCUCACCCCCAACAUCAUCCCUAAAGGCUUCAUGGAUGGCAAGAAAGCCUGCGAGCAAAUGAUUGAGGCUUUGGAACUUGAUCAUAACUUGUACAGAGUCGGUCAGUCCAAGAUUUUCUUCCGUGCCGGGGUGCUGGCCCACUUGGAAGAGGAGAGGGACUAUAAGAUCACGGAUCUAAUAGUGAACUUCCAGGCCUUCUGCCGAGGGUACAUGGCCCGGAGGAACUACCAGAAGAGGCUGCAACAGCUCAACGCGAUCCGGAUCAUACAGAGGAAUUGCGCUGCGUACUUAAAGCUCAGGAAUUGGCAGUGGUGGAGGUUGUAUAUAAAGGUGAAACCCCUGCUAGAAGUGACGAAGCAAGAAGAAAAACUAACCCAGAAGGAGGACGAGCUCCGGCAGAUCCGGGACAAGCUGGACACGCAGAUGAAGCGCUGCCAGGAGUACGAGCAGAAGUUCCAGCAGGCCAGCGCUGAGAAGACACAGCUUGCCGAGCAGCUGCAGGCGGAACUCGAACUGUGCGCCGAAGCAGAAGAAAGCCGCGCCCGCGCCGCCGCGCGCAAACAAGAGCUAGAAGAGUUGCUGCACGACCUCGAGGGGAGAAUUGAAGAGGAGGAAGAGAGGUGUAACGCACUGCAGCAGGAGAAGAAGAGACUGCAGCUGAAUAUACAGGACCUAGAAGAGCAGCUCGAAGAAGAGGAAGCAGCUCGCCAGAAGCUGCAGCUGGAGCGCGUGCAGUGCGACGCCAAGCUCAAGAAGUUAGAAGAAGACCUGGCCCUUAGUGAGGAUACUAACCAAAAACUGGGGAAGGAGAAGAAGAUACUAGAAGAGCGUGCGAACGACCUCUCGCAAGCUCUAGCGGAGGAGGAAGAGAAGGCGAAGCACCUCAGCAAGCUCAAGGCCAAGCAGGAGGGCGCCAUCGCCGAGCUAGAAGAGAAAUUGCUCAAGGACCACCAAUUACGCCAAGAGGCGGACCGCUCCAAGCGCAAGCUGGAGACAGAGCUGCAGGACGUGCGCGAGCAGCUGGCCGAGCGCAGGGCGCAGCUCGACGAGCUGCAGACUGUACUCACGAAACGCGAAGAAGAACUAGCCGCAGCCGUGGCUCGAGCCGACGAAGAAGGCGCAUUACGUGCCGCCGCCCAGAAGGCCGCCCGAGAAGCCGAGUCCGCCCUGGCUGACGCCCACGAGGACUUAGAAGCCGAGAGGGCGGCUAGAACCAAGGCUGAGAAGCUGAAGAGGGAUUUGAACGAGGAGUUGGAAGCGCUGAAGAGCGAGUUGUUGGACUCGCUGGAUACUACUGCUGCCCAGCAAGAGCUCCGCUCCAAACGCGAACAAGAAGUCGCCGUCCUCAAACGAAGCAUCGAAGAGGAAGCUGUCACACACGAGGCGGCGCUCACGGACCAGAGACACAAGCACUCGCAGGAGCUGCAGCAGCUCAUGGAGCAGCACGAGCAGAUCAAGAAGGCCAAGGCUGGCCUAGAGAAAGCGAAGCAGAGUCUGGAAGCGGAGAACGCGGACCUCGCCACAGAGCUGAAGAGCGCGGCGGCCGCCCGCGCCGACGGCGAGCGCCGCCGGAAGCAGGCUGAAGCACAGCUGGCGGAGAUAGCGGCUAAGUUGCAUGAGAUUGAACGCUCUAAAGUGGAGAUCCAAGAGAAGUGCGUCCGUCUACAGAGCGAGGCCGAGACAGCUCUGCAACAACUUGAACAGGCGGAACUCAAGGCUUCUGCCGCGGGCAAGCAAGCCGGUACUAUCGGCGCUCAACUCACCGAGGCUCAGGCCCUCCUAGAAGAAGAGACGAAACAGAAGCUAGCUCUCCAGACCAAGCUGCGUAAUGUGGAGCAGCAGCUGGAGCAGGCCAAGGACCAGUUGGACGAGGAGGAGGAGGCCAAGGCCAACUUCGAGAAGCAGGUGGUAGCCCUGACCCUGCAAGUGGCUGACGCCAAGAAGAAGGCGGAAGAAGAGGCGGAGGCGGCGGCGGCGUUGGAGGAGCAGCGCAAGAAGCUCAGCAAGGACAUCGAGGCGCUGCACCGGCAGAUCGACGAGCUGCAGCAGGCCAACGACAAGCUGGACAAGAGCAAAAAGAAGAUCCAGGCGGAGCUGGAGGACACGAACAUCGAGCUGGAGGCGCAGCGCGGGAAGGUCAUGGAGCUCGAGAAGAAGCAGAAGAGCUUCGACAAGGUUGUUGCGGAAGAGCGGGCAGUAGCUGAGCGGUACGCAGCCGAACGAGACCAGGCGGAGCGCGAGGCGAGGGAGAAGGAGACUCGCGUGCUCUCACUCACUCGCGAGCUGGACGACGCCGCCGAGAAGAUCGAAGAACUAGAACGCAGCAAACGCCUCCUCCAAUCAGAGCUGGACGAGCUCGCCAACACGCAAGGCACCGCCGACAAGAACGUCCACGAGUUAGAGAAAGCAAAGAGGGCGCUAGAGUCGCAACUGGCGGAACUGAAGGCGCAGAAUGAGGAGAUUGAAGACGAUCUGCAGUUGACUGAAGACGCCAAGUUGAGGUUGGAGGUUAACAUGCAGGCGAUGCGCGCGCAGUUUGAGAGGGAUCUGCAGGCUAAAGAAGAGCAAGGCGAGGAGAAGCGGCGCGGCAUAGUCAAGCAACUUCGCGACUUAGAAGCGGAGUUAGAAGAGGAGAGGAAGCAGCGCGCCGCCGCCGUCGCGCUGCGCAAGAAGAUGGAGGCCGAGCUGAAGGAUGAUGAGCAAGCACUGCAUCUAGCCAACAAGGUGAAAGAAGACGCGCUGAAGCAAGUGAAGAAGCUGCAGCUGCAGCUCAAAGAGUCUCUUCGCGAGGGCGAGGAGGCGCGCGCCGCCCGCGACGAGGCCGCCGCCACCGCAAGAGACGCCGAGCGUCGCGUUAAGGUUCUGGAGGCAGAAGCGAUGCAGCAGGCCGAGGAGCUGUCCGCGAGCGAGCGCGCGCGGCGCCAGGCCGAGGCGGAGCGCGACGAGCUGCUGGACGAGGUCAACAACACCAGCAGCAAGGGCACCCUCCUCAUCGACGAGAAGAAGCGUCUGGAGGCGCGGAUAGCGGCGCUGGAGGAGGACCUGGACGAGGAGCAGUCCAACAACGAGAUCCUCAACGACCGGCUCAGGAAGUCACAGAACCAAAUCGACCAGCUCACCAUGGAGCUGGGCACGGAGAAGUCGGGCACGCAGAAGCUGGAGAGCGGCAAGCUGGUGCUGGAGCGCCAGAACAAGGAGCUCAAGGCCAAGCUGGCCGAGCUGGAGACCGCCACCAGGACGAAGACCAAGAGCAUGAUAACAUCGCUCGAGCUGAAGGUGGCCAACCUCGAGGAGCAACUAGAAGCGGAGUCCCGCGAGCGCCUCGCGCAGCAGAAGGCCAACCGCAAGAUGGACAAGAAGAUGAAGGAGCUGGCGCUGCAGCUGGAUGAAGAGCGGCGUCAUGCCGACCAGUACAAGGAACAGAUUGAGAAGAUGAACAACCGCGUGAAAGCGCUCAAGCGUCAGCUGGACGAGGUGGAGGAGGAGGUGCAGCGCGAGAAGGUCGGCAAGAGGAAGGCGCAGCGCGAGCUGGAGGACAUCCUCGAGACGCACGAGACCCUGUCGCGGGAGUGCACCAACCUGAGGAACAAGCUCAGAAGGCAAGGCGCCCCGAUCGGCCUGUCUGGCUCGUCCACGUCAUCGCGGCUAAAGCGAGGCUCGCUGGCGCCGGGCGCGGGCUCCGGCGACGAGUCUCUGGACGACGUCAACGAGAGCACCAACAGCGUCGAUUCUUGGACGUGACUUUCUGCCGGAGUAGACGGGUGUCCCGCGCCGAAUCAACUCAACAUCGCAAAUGGUCGUAUUAAUUGGUCUUUUUAAUGAAAUUUUGUAUGUUAACGGCUGUUUCUCUGUUAAAGCUCUUGGGAAGGUAUUUAAACUUGUUCGCAAUGUAAAUACAACUUCGCCAAUCAUGUAUCGCUGAGAUGCUGUCGUAAUAGCAUAGACUUAGGUAAGAUUGGUAGUAACAAAACGUGGCCUUAGGUUUUUUACGGACUAGAGGGAAGGCGGCCUAAAACUUUUGUAUUUGAUAUUGAACAUUGUGUAUCGUGCGAGCAUUUUUAUCGCUAUAUCUACCGAAGUCUAUUGUAAAGACCUCUUUUUUAAUUAUUUACCUAGUUUUUUUCUGAAUAAUAAUAAUAUAAAAUUAAUGUAAGUAAACCAUUGAGCAUAAACAUAUUUUACAUAAAUAUUAUAUUUAAUUAUUAACAAUAUUGAUAAUUGUAAAAUUGGCCAUAGGUUGUAACAAGUUAUCAGUUGGUAUGCCAAUUAAACAAUUUUUCAUGAUUUUUAA